This is a messenger RNA of Nerophis lumbriciformis (worm pipefish), 2145 nucleotides long. NCBI's taxonomy places the organism in Eukaryota, Metazoa, Chordata, Actinopteri, Syngnathiformes, Syngnathidae. The record is from RefSeq and is a predicted model, not a curated record.
AUGUUUGUCCCCUUGCCGGUGCCGUUCGUCUUUCAGAGAGCUGCCCCUGACCUCAGCGCCUGGCGUCUCAAGUCCCCCCUGGCUCUCCGCUCCAACUCCGAUAUCAGGAUGUCACGGCCAGCUGAGUUUGAGAAACUAGGGGCUGACUCGCCACUGGACAGCACAGAUUCGGAGCGUAAUGGUUCUGAAUCUAAUCACCAGGCUCAGUCAGUGAAGGUCAAUCCCUUUUCCCUUUCUCCGAGCCUGAGCAACAGCAAGACUAAGAUGGAAGAGUGUGGCGAGAUGUCCCCGGCAUUGCCGCCCUCCCACGGCCCGACCCCCUCCCAGACAGCACUGCAACACACGCAACUCAUGCUGACCGGCUCCCAGCUGGCAGGGCUCACCGCCCUGUUGCCGGCACAGCAGCAGCUCCUAUUGCAGCAGGCCCAGGCUCAGCUACUGGCCGCCGCCGUGCAGCAAUCCAGCGCCGCGCACGCCGCUCAUCAGGCUCACAAACAGCAGCAACAGCAGCAACAAACGCAGCAACAGGCGGGGCAAACAGGCCAGCAGGGUCAGGGGCAGAGCACACAGGAACACACUGCCCAAAGCGUCCCCGCCCCACCUCCUCCGCCCCAGCUUGCCCUCUCUCAGCCAAUCCAGCUCACCGCCCAGGACAUCCAGCAGUUGCUGCAGCUCCAGCAGCUGGUGUUGGUGCCCGGCCACUCACUCCCGUCGCCUGCGCAGUUCCUUCUCCCGCAAGCGCAGCAGGGCCAGCAAGGACUCCUAUCGACACCAAAUCUUAUUUCGCUACCUCAACCAAACCAAGGGAGCCUGCUGUCUGCUCAGAGUAGAAUGGUACUGCAAGCACAGCGAGACAAGAGCACGGAGAUCAGCAGUGCCGGCCUGACUUCAGUGCCCCCCGUGCCCUCUCACCCCGAGGAGCCCAGCGAUCUGGAGGAGUUGGAGCAGUUUGCCCGCACUUUCAAACAGAGACGCAUCAAACUGGGCUUCACGCAGGGAGACGUGGGCCUGGCCAUGGGGAAGCUGUACGGAAAUGACUUUAGCCAGACCACCAUCUCUCGCUUUGAAGCCCUCAACUUGAGCUUUAAAAACAUGUGCAAGCUGAAGCCGCUGUUGGAAAAGUGGCUCAAUGAUGCAGAGACCAUGUCUAUAGACAGCACGCUCCCCAGCCCGAGCUCACUGUCGUCGCCCUCGCUGGGCUUUGAUGGCAUGCCCGGCCGCCGCAGGAAGAAGAGAACCAGCAUCGAGACCAAUGUACGCGUCGCUCUGGAGCGUGCUUUCUUGACGAACCAGAAGCCUACCUCAGAAGAGAUCCUACUGAUCGCCGAGCAGCUCAACAUGGAGAAGGAGGUGAUCCGGGUGUGGUUCUGCAACCGCCGGCAGAAGGAGAAGCGCAUCAACCCUAGCAGCUCUACCCCUCCCCUUCCCAGCCAGCCCGCCAGCGCCCCGCCCGCGCACAAACCCCCGUGCUACGGCCCCCACAUGAUGAACAGCCAGCUGUCACAAGCCGUGACCAGUAUCAGUAGCACAACGGCGACCACAGUGUCCCCUGUUUGCCCCCUGACCUCCAGUCUGGCUUCCAGCCUCACCUCCAGCUCCACCCCCUCUCCGGUCACCCCACCUCCCGCUCCUCCGCGCAGCACGGCCAGCCCGGCCACCCCCAGCCACAACGCACUUAAUCUAAACACCGGCAUGUGGCGUUUCGGCAAAAAGAACGGUGAGGUAUCAAGCUACAUCCCCGACUUUGCUGCAAACUUGAGGAACACUGUGAUGGGGGUUAACACAGGGAUGAGCCAAGCCCUCCUCGGUAACAAUCCCCUGGCUACCAUUCAAGCCCUAGCAACCAGUGGUGGCCAGCUGCCUCUUACCAGUCUUGAGGGCAGCGGCAAGAUGAUGCUUGGGGCACCGGGCGGGCGGGGCGGCGGCCUGGCGUCCUCCCUCUUCCUCAACCACCCCGCCCUCCUUCACAUGGGCCAAAGCCCGGGCGCCGGGCUCCUGAGCGCGGCGGCCGAGGCCUCGCGCCCCUCUCCUUUCGCCCCCUCGGCCAGCAGCGUCAGCCCCACCCUGUGCUCACCCUCUCCCUGCUCCAGCCCCGCCUCCUCCUGCUCAUCCAGUGAAAUGGCGCACAGCCCUAAGAUGGAGUGA